Molecule: messenger RNA, 3649 nt
Organism: Peromyscus maniculatus bairdii (prairie deer mouse)
Lineage: Eukaryota; Metazoa; Chordata; Mammalia; Rodentia; Cricetidae
Gene: Ppp3ca
Product: protein phosphatase 3 catalytic subunit alpha
Biological process (GO): calcineurin-mediated signaling
Molecular function (GO): calmodulin-dependent protein phosphatase activity
Source: RefSeq, a predicted model, not a curated record
GGCCGCAGCGGCAGCCGCCUCUCCGCCACCGGGACGCCGAGGCGCGGCUGGCGGCGCUGACAUCCACGGCCCUGCCUCUCCUCCCUCGCCCCCGGCCCUCCCCAUGUGAUCGGUCUUAAUCCCGACCGUGUGCGCGCGUGGGGGCUCCAUUGCGCGGCGCCCGGUGUCGGUGCCGGGGUGGGUGCUCGCGUGCGCUUCUCCUCCCCAUCCCCCGCCCCGUCCCCAAGAAUAAAAGAAGAACCGGGAGGCGUGCUCAGAAAAUAAAUAAAUAACCAGCACACACGCGCAGCCCGGAGCGAGGCGGCGGGGCUGGCGGCGGCGGAGGAGGAGUGAAGGCGGCGGCGGCGGAGGAGGGACGCGCGGAGCCGGCAGUAACUUUCGAGCCAGCCCAGAGCCCGGAGCUCCAGCCGAGCGGUUUGCAGCGCGGCGGCGGCGGCGCUGAGUGUCUGGCCCGCCGGUGCGGUCGGGGUGUGCAGUCGGACGGGACGAGCAGCGCGUCGCUGUCCCCCCCUCCCGGCGGCUGGAGAUGUCCGAGCCCAAGGCGAUUGAUCCCAAGUUGUCGACAACCGACAGGGUGGUGAAAGCUGUUCCAUUUCCGCCAAGUCACCGGCUGACAGCAAAGGAAGUGUUUGAUAAUGACGGGAAGCCUCGUGUGGAUAUCUUAAAAGCACAUCUCAUGAAAGAGGGCAGGCUGGAAGAAAGUGUCGCCUUGAGAAUAAUAACAGAGGGUGCUUCGAUUCUUCGACAGGAAAAAAACUUGCUGGAUAUUGAUGCCCCAGUCACAGUUUGCGGGGACAUCCAUGGACAAUUCUUUGACUUGAUGAAGCUCUUUGAAGUGGGAGGAUCUCCUGCCAACACUCGCUACCUCUUCUUAGGGGACUAUGUUGACAGAGGGUACUUCAGUAUCGAAUGUGUGCUGUAUUUGUGGGCCUUGAAAAUUCUUUACCCCAAAACACUGUUUUUACUUCGUGGAAAUCAUGAAUGUAGACAUCUAACAGAGUAUUUCACAUUUAAACAAGAAUGUAAAAUAAAGUAUUCAGAACGAGUAUAUGAUGCCUGUAUGGAUGCCUUCGACUGCCUUCCCCUGGCCGCACUGAUGAACCAACAGUUCCUGUGUGUACAUGGCGGUUUGUCUCCAGAGAUUAACACUCUAGAUGACAUCAGAAAAUUAGACCGAUUCAAAGAACCACCUGCUUACGGGCCCAUGUGUGACAUCCUGUGGUCAGACCCCCUGGAGGACUUUGGAAAUGAGAAGACUCAGGAACAUUUCACUCACAACACAGUCAGGGGGUGUUCGUACUUCUACAGUUAUCCAGCUGUGUGUGACUUCCUGCAGCACAAUAACUUGUUGUCCAUACUCCGAGCCCACGAAGCCCAGGACGCAGGGUACCGCAUGUACAGGAAAAGCCAAACAACAGGCUUCCCUUCUCUAAUUACAAUUUUCUCAGCACCAAAUUACUUAGACGUGUACAAUAACAAAGCUGCAGUGUUGAAGUAUGAGAACAAUGUGAUGAACAUCAGGCAGUUCAACUGCUCUCCCCAUCCAUACUGGCUCCCAAAUUUCAUGGAUGUUUUCACCUGGUCGCUGCCCUUCGUUGGGGAGAAAGUGACUGAGAUGCUGGUAAAUGUCCUCAACAUCUGCUCAGAUGAUGAGCUGGGGUCAGAGGAAGAUGGAUUUGACGGAGCCACGGCCGCAGCCAGGAAGGAGGUCAUCAGGAACAAGAUCCGAGCAAUAGGCAAAAUGGCCAGAGUGUUCUCAGUUCUCAGAGAAGAGAGUGAGAGUGUUCUGACCCUGAAGGGCCUGACCCCGACUGGCAUGCUCCCCAGCGGAGUGCUUUCCGGAGGCAAACAAACCCUGCAAAGCGCUACUGUUGAGGCUAUUGAGGCUGAUGAAGCUAUCAAAGGAUUCUCACCACAACAUAAGAUCACUAGCUUCGAGGAGGCAAAGGGCUUAGACCGAAUUAAUGAGAGGAUGCCGCCCCGCAGAGAUGCCAUGCCCUCCGACGCCAACCUUAACUCCAUCAACAAGGCUCUCGCCUCAGAGACUAACGGCACGGACAGCAACGGCAGUAAUAGCAGCAAUAUUCAGUGACCACCUCCUGUUCACUCUUUUUUUUUUUUUUUUUUUUUUGAGCUGCAGGUCAUGAUGGGAUUGCUGCUUCUCAGCAGUUAGAUGUUCUUGCCUCGGACGGUAGCUUGUUUGCUCUGGGGGCCAGGAAUUGGAUUCAGUUUACACUAUCACGAAAAAAGAGAGGGAGAGAGAUAAUAAACUAUAUUUUGGUGAGGGUGGUGAUUAAACACCUCUUUGGGGUAUGCCUUUAAAAAAAAUGCUUCUAGGAAAAAAGUUUUAAAAAGAAAGCUAAUGCUAGUCUAUACUGCAAUGUUAGGGGAAUGAACAUGUUUUCCUACUACACUGGGGACUUCUAGAUAGGUUAAUGAAAGGCCUUUUAUUCUGUUACUGGACACGAAAACUUUGUCUAAUUUCUUAUACUCUAUUGUACGUUUACAGUUACAGCACUAAAAAUGGAUGACAUCAAACAUUUUUAACAACAACAGAAAAUGAUGUACAAACUAAAUAAGGACUAUUUAUUGAUAAUGUUUUGCUACUCUUGUCAGAAAAUGGCUAUAAACUGAAUUAGGCAGUCUUAAAAAAAAGAAAAAAAACCUGGAAAAAAAAAGAAUGUUGCAAAUUUGUUAAAAUGCCAAAAAAGGACAGUUUAAUUUUGUAUAGCUCGUGCUUACCUCAGGCUCCUUUAGUUUGCUUGAAUGCCCUUCUUUCCAUAGAAUACUUAUUAAUUUGGCAGUGAAUACAUUUUCUUUAAGUUUAAAAAAAAAACUGGAAUAAUUACACCCAUCUUUUUUGCUGUUUAUAUUUAGGGGUUUUGUUGAUAAAUCAAGUCUUGGUUGUGGCUUGCUGAAUUCAAUAUUUAUGAGUGGUGCAUUUUUAAGUAUAGUGAACACGACACCAUAGUGCAGUGACGAAGCAUCUAUAUUCUGUAAAAAAUAAAAACAAAAAAAAUCUGCCUAUGCAUGUUUUUUAAGAAAAAAAAAAUAAAAUGGCUGUAUCGGCCUGUAUGGGACUGUAAUGCGCUUAGUGGUCUGACAUAUACUGGAAAUGUAUGUAUACUGGCGUACUUUAUAUUCUCUACAAUGCUUAAUGCCUUUGAAAUUUUGUAAUCAAAAGAAGCUUUGAAAAAAUCUAAAGGGGAGAGUAUUCUUAAAAGUUUUUAACAUAAGCUUGUCAGUGCACACAUAGAUGGUUGGCAUGUUUAGCAAACUUUGUGAAAUUUAAAUAAGUUUGUAGUUACAUGUGAAACUCUAAAUGCAUGGUAACCGUUACUGUCAUAACAGUUUAGUUAUUUCCUUCUGUUCUGUCAUGUGCCACAAAAUAUGUACUUUUUUCACUUUUUUUCCCCUUUGUAUAUUAGUUACGGGUUACAACUGGUUCAUUCUGAAAACAACAACAAACAACAAAAGUCCAUUCAUAUUUUUUAACAAUUGUAUAAGUGCCCAAGUCAUUCACUACAGCCUAAAGCCUUGCCUUUGUAAUUUGACUUCUGAAAUGUUGGCAAUCAAAGCAUGCACCUGUAACAAUGACAAAGAAAAAGCAUUUUAUAUUACUACUCAAUAAAAUGUGCAUGAACUUAAA